Copidosoma floridanum is the source of this 8784-nucleotide messenger RNA. RefSeq names its product calmodulin-regulated spectrin-associated protein patronin (gene Patronin). The record is from RefSeq and is a predicted model, not a curated record. Gene Ontology annotation, biological process: negative regulation of microtubule depolymerization; cytoplasmic microtubule organization; neuron projection development. Gene Ontology annotation, cellular component: microtubule minus-end. NCBI's taxonomy places the organism in Eukaryota, Metazoa, Arthropoda, Insecta, Hymenoptera, Encyrtidae. Gene Ontology annotation, molecular function: spectrin binding; calmodulin binding; microtubule minus-end binding.
GAGAGCAUCACUUGAGAUAUAUCUGUGAAUCUGCGGAUACUGAGGUAAUAGUAGUUGCAGAAAAGUACAGGAAGUAGGAAAGGCUUGUAAAAAAAGAAAUAAGCCAAUAAGUGUUGUUAAACAUUGCUCUGUUGCUCAUCGCGUUGCUUUGCUUGCCAUUAUACACACGCACGCCCAAGCAUUUACCCUACACCCAUACAUUGUAUACAUUACAUAGUGUUGUGUAGUAAACUGUAUAGUUUUGUUGUCUUGUUUUUCGUUAUAGUUUUUCUGUUGUUAACAUACAAAAGUGCCGUGCACGUGAAGAAACGAACUGCAGCAGAGAGUCGAGUUCACUCUUUUGGGUCGGCUCACGCGCGGCCUUUAUUCUUGGAGGGAUCGAAUGCAAUUAUAAUUAAACUCAUAUACAGUGCGGAUCGAAGAGAGAGUGAGUCCUGUAAAAUAGACGAAGAUGAUAAGCCCUCGAAUGAGUGAAACAAAAAUGUGCCAAGUUAUACUUAACAAUACAAGUCAUUGUAUACACCUAAACCUCUUUAGUUUUUAAGAGAGUAGAUGUACUUAGUACCGCUGCCGAUUUGAUGUGAGCAUCACAGCAUAUAUCAGUCGUCACUUCCUCCUCCACUAUAUUAUUGGGAUCAGCUCAUAUUUACUCUACGUAUACCUAGCAUCUAUACGUAAAUACAAUAUCAGUAUCAAAGGGGUUGAUACACUUCCAUCAAUACAAUACCUACAUGGAUUUAGCGAUUUUCCAGUAAACGAGGCAUACCAAGAACGAGGAAUCAGUGAGUAAGAACAGUUGGAAUCUACGAUGAGGAAUUGAAGUGGAGAAAAAAAAAGAGAAAUGGAAAUUACAGUUUGUUGGAGGGAGAGCCUGGAUUUUGUGAUUAUUGAAUGUGGAGUGUGAUAUCGCGGAUCUUUGGUAGCAAGACGACGCAAGAGUCAUGUCUCCUAGGUAUUGAAGACCAAAAGGCCAGCAAGCCCGAAUUUGUAGUGCCAGUGGCUCAUGCGGUUGUCGAUGUUUCCAAUUCCAUGGAUCGUAACAUGGCAGAUGAGAGACGAAGAAGCCAAGGGCUCUUCGGCGAGCAACAUUCUUCUUCUGCCAGCGGAGAUUCCGAGCACUCCACGGAUUCCAUCGAUUCUCGCCAGGCCAAACAACGUGCCUCCGUGAAAUGGCUCCUCUCGAAGGCUUACAACAACCGCGUGCCCGACAAACUUCGGGAGCCUUAUUACCGCGAUCACGAGGACCAGGAGCACCUGAAGCCGCAAAUCGUGCACGCGCUGUCGAACGCGGAACUGUACUGCCUGGCCCUGGCGAACAUAUACUCGGACCCAAAUUACCACAAUCAAAAUCACACCGGCAUACUGCAGGCCCUGGCGCGCAAGGGUGUCUACGUUGCCGAGCCAAACAGCACACCGCUCACCGAGACCAACCUCAUCCAGAAUUCACCACUCAAAAUGUCCGCGCAUAUGGCUGUGAUAGAAGGCCUGAUGGUCUUGUACGCGAAGGAGGUGGUAACAGGUGAGCGCGUGCUCGCCGCGGUGCAGCGCUUCGAGCCCCAUCCCGAGCACAUGAGUCCUCCCCAGGACCACGAGCGGGGCCUCCUGCUCUGGAUAAGCCACGCCACGGCCGGCCUUGUCGCCAAAAUCCAAUCGGGGCAACACCAGCAGGACCCGGCCGCCAACGGCAAGCUACUGCCCGAAUUGCCCCCGGCCAAGGACCUCCAGUCGCUGUGCGACGGCGUUGGUCUGGCCGCCGUCGUCGCUUACUACUGCCCGAACGAGCUCAGCUGGACGGACAUACGGGUGUCCAAGAGGCCCUCCGUCGCCGACGCCCUGCACAACCUCGCCCUCGUACACGCGUUUUGCCUGCGGUGUCUGCCUUACCCGAUCUUCCACAUGCAACCCGAGGACGUUACCUACAUGAGGGGGUCCAUGAAGCAAAAUCUGGUUGUCUUUCUGGCCGACAUGUACAACGUCCUGGAGAUACAUCCGGCCAAAUGUGUGCGCUACCCUGGCGGUGACAAGGCGCAGCAGUACUUGGACGAGUUCCCACGCAAUAAUCACGGCGUGCCCCAUAAGCGGAGCCUGCCGCAGUCCGUCACUCCGAUACCUGAUCUGAGAAGCAACCUCUCCAUGUCCGCCCCGGGCUUCACAGUUACCAAGCCAGUGGUACAAAACAUGUUAAAAAAGUCACAAUCGAUGCAGCAAACUGUGGAAUCUCAUCAAAACGAUGAAAGAAAAAUGACCGGCGACGAGGCUCCAGCGGUACCACCGCGCAACCGAGUGCCAACGCUGAGCUCAGUGUGCGAUGACAAAACGUUGAUACGUACGGAGGCCGCUGGUCGGCCGAGCAAUUGGGAAGAUCAGCGGCGGAGCUCGUACGCAGGUCGAAGAUCCCGACGCAAUAGCGUCACCCUGGCCGAAGACUCGCAACUAACAAUAGAAAACUUCGGAGGGUCCCAAGUGAGAAACAAUCUUGUUCACGAGACGUUAUUAAAAAAAAUUGAGGCUAUUAGAGACAACCUGCACAACAUCGGCCGCAACCCGGACAAGGUGGUGGCCAAACACAUACCCCGGCACCCGAGGCUCGUAGCCGAGCCGGUACUGCCGGCUCGCUCCAGCAUCCAGGACGCGUACAGCAGCGGCGUCCACCUGAUCAUCGCUGACAACGGGCACGCGGACAACGACGACGCGCCACCUCCGACGAGGCUCAGGCGGCACGUGUCGCUCAAGAAUAUACUACAUUCCACGGAGAACGAGGGUACAAGCAGCAGCACGAGCGCGGCCAACAGUGGCAACGCCACCAGUAGCAGUACUCCCGCCGCGAUGCCGGACAGCGAGUCCAGCGCCGAAAGCACGAUCGGUGGCAACGGGAGUAUCACGAAGAUGGCGAGCUUCGCGAAUCUGAGCAAGAGCUCGGACAAGGGGAUCAAUCUCACCUACCAGGAGAGCAAGGAUUCAAGGCAGAGCUCCAGGGUCGAGCCGCUACUGACCAAGACCAGUAAGAAGCCACCAGCUGCGCCCAGCGAACACAACAACGGCUACGUGGAGAAGAAAGCCACUUUUGCCACCCUGCCGAAUAUGACGAGCUGGCAGGAGCAAAGGCAACAGCAGCCGGUCACUGCCGAACGAUCCUCCACAGAUGAAAGCAACGGCAACGUGGUCAUGGCAUCCCAGCUGAACAACAUUCGGCUGAAGUUGGAGGAGAAAAAACGACACAUCGAAAACGAAAAGCGAAAAAUAGAAAUCGUCAUGUCGAAACGAAGACAGAAGGUCGGGAAAGCUGCGUUUCUUCAGGCUGUCACGAAGGGUAAAGUUAAGUCCCCGUCCUCGUCGACAUCCGGUGGCGACAGUCCUGUGGAUAUGGGCCCUCCUCCUCCUACUUGUGCGACCAUAACUAGCAGUAGUAGCCAGUGCAUUGCCGUCGAUGAGCACUCGUCCGUCGUCUCUUCUUCUUCCUCUUCUUCUCCUGCGAAGUCCGCUCUAGGCAAUAAUCAGCACUUGCCUUCUACGGACAGGCCACCACGGCCCUACUCCUUAAAGGAGAUCAGCGAAGAUGUGCGGGACGUGGAGCACAAGUGGCUUGACCAGGACGCCGCGCCCUUCGUGGAGACGCGCCGGACGCCGGACAUCGAGAACAUGGACUACGAACAGUACCAUCAAUCGAUAUCCCAUAUGAACAACAGCUUGAGCGAAAUUCAGCAGGACAUUCAGCGUCUGGCCAACCAGCAGAAUCAAAUCCAACAGCAUCACCUGAUGACGCAGCAUCAGCAACAAAUGCAGCAACAGCUGCAACAACUUCACAGUCUUAGUCAGCAGCAUUUACACUACGGCGUGACUCCGCCAAAUCCAAUGACGCAGAGGGUACACGAGCAACAACAGUCUCAGUUUUACCUUCACGAUCAACCACAAGUGCCAAGACGUACGUGGGGUCAGCCACAGCCAAUACAAUUAGGAAACGAUAUGUCUGCCGUUGGAUACAAUCAGUCCAUGGACACGCGUUAUGUUCCUCCCUCAGUGUAUCAACAAGACUCGCGCAUGUAUCAGGACACGAGAGCGUGGGGCAUGCCGAUGCCGAUGCAACAGCAGCCCCAGACACCGCCGCAACAGCAACAGCAACAAAAGGGCUUUAUUUUACAUGACACGUCGCAGGAGCAGCGAUACCUUAACGGUGGCGAGCACAGCUUGCCGAGCAAUCAGCAUCACAUGUCUUCGUACCCGGUCGCGCAAACGCUUUUUAAUCAGACGCCACCAUCCUCUGCUAGUCCACAACAUCGCAAUGCUGUUCAUCGAAUAAGUCAGUUGAUGAACGACAGUUCAGAUGUUAAAAGGCAAAACAUGCACCACAUGCCAAUGUCAUGUGAAAGUCCUUUGGAUAAGAAAAUGAACUCGAUGCCACCUGAAGACUUGGAGCCACAAAAUAUGUCAUAUUUGGCCAACGAAGAAGAGUUCACCCAGGGCAUUCGAAAUUUGAAUAUAUCAUCGGGCAGCCGAACGUACAGGAUACCAUCGCCGACGAGGCCAUCGCUGUCGAGGAACUCGUUUCAACCUCACACGUCACUGCGAGAAACGACUCCGUCGCCGUCCGGCAACGCAGCGGAAGUUGUGCCAUUGGACUCGAGCGAUGCCGGCGAGAAGGGCUUUUAUAUCUCGUUCGACGACGCGCCUAAAAAGCCCAAACCUUCGCUCAGGACGAAAAAAGCCUCUCCCAAAAAGGAAAGAAGCUUAUCCGCGUAUUUGGAUCAUCAGGAGGAUUACAUGGCACGUUAUGAGUCGCCACCCGUGAGCGCGACUCUCGACAGACAGCGUCAAAGCGCACAAAAAGAUUUGGAGAAAGAAAAACAGAGAUUGGCCGAAGAACGCGACCAACAUCAGCAAGAGUUGAGGGAAAGGGAGGCGCAGCUGGAAAUAGCCAGAGAACGACAGCGGGAACGGCAGAAAAGCGAAGGUGACGGUCGGCAUAGUAGCGUCGGCCUGGUCAUAGGCAACCAGCUGGCGAAUCCAGAUCCUAAUUCCAUAGAUGAAAUGGAAAAGAAAAAGGAAAAGAUAAUGCUCUUGUCGCUGCAACGAAGGCAGCAGCAAGAGGAAGCAAAGGAGCGAAAAGAAGCGGAAUUGCAAGCUCGCCGGGAAGAGGAGAAAAUGAAAGAAGAGGAGAAGGCAAGGAAGAAAGAGGAAGAAAGGCAAAGAAGAGCCGCUAUUCUGGAGCAGUAUAAAUUGAAGAAAGCCAUAGAAGAAGCUGAGAGAGAAGGUAAAGUAAUUGACAAAGACUUGCUGAACGCUUUGAAGCCAGCUAAGCUCCGAAACAAGGCCGCUUCCGGUCGACCGCGACCGAAAACGAUACACGUCGAUGCUGGUACGGAUUUGGACUCUGGUGUGUUAACGCCAAGCAGGGGGAAAAAGGGUUCGUCUUCGAAUCUGAGUACAGCGUCGCUGAUGUCACCGACAAUGAGGCGAGACUACUAUCGAGGCUCCCAAGACAGUCUCACUGCGGCGCAUCUCGAGGAACGGCGUUCCAAUUCCCUAUAUCGAGGUAGCAGCCUCAGGGUAUCUUCUGUAGAUUCACCUGACGACGGUAGAGGCUCUUCGCCGUCGCGAAGCGGCAUCCAGUUGGGACGGCGUGGCUCCUACAAAACGUCACGAGAUGCGCAGGAAGUUCAGCAACAAGUUAGAGGCAGGCCUAAAUAUCCAAGUUACCAAAACUUUAAAGGAAGAAAAUCUAGUUCGUUGAUGAAUCUGUGCGAUACGGACAGUGGAUUAGGCCGAGCAACGCCACCAAGACGCGCACCCAGUCCCGGUAUGGGAAGCAUGAGACACCUGCCAUCGCCCUCGGGACCUGGUUCCCUACCACCGGGUCUCAUGACCAAGCGAAGAGUCUUCGACGACGGCAGCAGUGACAUCAGCAGCACACCCAGUUCCAUGAUGGAUUACAACGGUCCGCGGUUAUACAAGCAGCCGGCUACCAAGUCGAAUCGUAUGAUAAUGCUCAACGCCGUGGAAUAUUGUGUGUUCCCGGGUACGGUAAACAGAGAGGCGAAGAGCCGAGUACUCGACGAGAUUUCAAGGUCGGAGAGCAAGCACUUCCUCAUACUCUUCCGUGACGCUGGUUGUCAAUUCCGAGCUCUUUACUCGUACUGCCCCGACAGAGACGAGAUCAGCAAGUUGUACGGGACCGGGCCGAAACAGGUGGUGGAUAAAAUGUUCGACAAGUUUUUCAAAUACAAUUCUGGUGGAAAAUGCUUUUCCCAGGUACACACGAAACACCUGACUGUCACCAUUGACGCCUUUACGAUACACAAUAGCCUUUGGCAAGGCAAAAAGGUGAAUCUACCAAACAAAAAGGAUAUGGCGCUCGUCAUAUAGUUUUACACGAGAAACAAAUUUAACAUUAUGCUAACGUGCCCUCUGUUGUUCAUAGUUACUAUUUUAAUACAGGCCCAUAUUAAAUUGUAACAAAAAACGCGCUGCGUUCUUAGUCAGUUUUGUAUUGAGAGGAAGAAAAAAAAAAAAAAAAGUUAAAUAAUAAUACGUAUGUAGGUGAAUGAACGAAGAAUGAGUAUAGAGAGAAAAAGAAAAUAGAGGAAUGAAAAAAAAAAAGAAAAAAUAAACAACUUCGUCACUGAUCGGUGCUGACAGCGGACGUUCGUACGAUCGUUUUUCGAUGUGUGUAUACAAUUUAUCGAGCGUUAACAUUUUUUUUUAUAAAUAUAUAAAUAUGCGUUGCUUUAAGACUUGCUUGUUUUUUAAUUACCGUCAGGAGUACGUCGUCAGCACCGAUGUAUGUUCUAUCGCUAUAAAAUAUAUCGGUAUUUACUAUACAGGAAUUGUUAAUUAUCGGCAACGCUUAUUGUAUCGGCGACUAACUCAUUAUCGCGACGUUUUAUCUUGUUAUCUUGCAUAAGACUAUACAUAGCUAGUUUAUAUUCUAUAUGUACAGUUUAUAUACAUGAAGAAGAAAAAAAACUUUUUACAUUUUUUCUUUUUUCAAUCAUUGUCGCCGCUCUCCUGAUUAUUCAGUUUAAAUUUAAGUUAAUUUACCUAUAAUGCUGUAUUAUAGUAUUUAUUCUUGUUAGCCAACUACUAAUAUAAUUUCUUAUCCUAAACAUUGGUUUCUUUUCCAUUUGUGAAAGUAGAUUCAUUUGAUUCUUCAAUUCGACAAUGAUCUACCUGUCAAUAUGUUUUCAUUAAAAAUGAUUGUUUUUUUUUUUCUUAAAAUUGUACGGCAUUCGGCAAGUCAUUGAAGUUAUACAAUUUUCUAUGUUAGUUGUAGUUCAUUACGAUUUUGUUUAAGUUUUAGAUGUAAAUUUUAAUAAUAUUGCGAUGUACUUAAAAAUUUUUAUUCAAGAGAAAUUCAUUUUUAAUAUACUAAAUACUUUUUUGUAGUUUUCUAUUCAUAAAGAUGCGUGUUAAAUUCCAUUUUUUUGACGUGACCGUUUAUAUACAAAGUAUUUAUUGUCAGAUUGGAGUGAAAACUUCCAAUGCAUUAUUAAGAUAAAAUUUGAAAUUCCACGUUUCAUUACAGAACAAGCUAGUUUUACAUUGUACAUCAACAUUGUACACGUUUGAAUCCAUAGGCAUAAAAUUUAAACAAUAAAUUAUAUCAAAUUCAGGAUGAAUCUUAUUAAAAUAAACAUUUUUUUGUACUCAGUUACACAAAACCAAAACAACUGUGUAAAGCAGAACGCUUGCUCUAUAUCAAAUAACUUUUCUUCAAUUUAAUGCCAAAAUAAAAUAUUAUAUGUUAAAAUUUCCAAAGUAGUUGAAUGUAUAAUUAAAAACAUACCUCGAACAUACCUUUCAUCUUGAAACUUUUUUUUCAUUGUUUAAAGUCUAACGAACUUCUUUUAUAACAGUAUUGUGUUCAGUGCAAGAGUAACAGCUUAUGAAUUUUUACGAGGAACUUUAAUCGCAGUAUUAUGACGAAUUAUCUUUGAAUUCAAGAUUACAUACUUGGUUCGAACUUGAAUAUCAAAUAAAAUUGGUACUAUUUUAAUUAUUUUUCGUCAUUAAUUUUUCCCUAUUUACAACGCAGAAAAAUGUUGUUUACCAGUUACAAAGUUCAUUGGAAUUCCAACUUUAUUUUUUUGCCAAACACAACAUUUGGCAUAAAAAUAAAUAGAGAGGGUAUUUCUGCAAAACACAUAGUGAUUUCAAUGAAUUGAAAAAAAUUUCGGGAGUAAAUAAAAUAAAAUACAAAAUGACAAUUAUUCGUUCAGACAAAAUACAUUGUCGAAUCCAUGGUGUGAAUGUGACAUUAAAGAGCGGUUGUUUCUUCCUCGCCUUAAUUCUCUGGCAUGUUUUUUUUGUUUUGUUUUUUAAUUCUAAUGCCUAUCACAUUCAUACUGCAUUGCAAACAUUUUCAUUCUUAUAAUGAUACGAAAAUAUCGAAAUAUUUACAUAAUACGGAGGAAAAUAGUUUUGCAUCGUUAUUGCCAAACUUACGAAAAUUGCGAAAUUAACGGCAGUGGUGACCAUUUUUUCGCUAACGUACAAUUUUUAACUGGAUUAUUUUAUACUAUUUAGUAUUUCUAAUGACUUAAAAAUAUUUCUGAUGGGUAAUUUUAAACAAAUUCAUGUAGGAAAAUAAAAUUCAUGCAUUUACACGUAUAUGAGGGCAUUUUAUGCAUUGGUAAAUUUUCAGUGCCAUAAUUUAAAAAGUCAAUUUUAUAAAUUUCGAAAGCAACUGAUAAAUCAAAGUUCUUUGUAAAAUUGAAAGCUUACAUUAUAAAAAUCAUAGACAUAAUGUAGCAACAAAUUUAAUUCUUGCAAAAACUCGAUAUGACAAUA